AUGGAGACUUGCGAGCGGCGCUUACCCGGUGGAAAGAAAAUGGUCGUGCCUUGCCCAUCCAUGAUGCGUGACUAUCAGCGGUGGAUGGGCGGGGUCGACAUUCACGACCAACUGCGCCUCCAGCGCUAUUCUGUACAGCUCUCGGUGGUGUUUCGCAAGUACUACAAGACGAUCUUUCUUGGCCUGGUUGAUAUGGCCAUUGCGAAUGCAUUUAUCAUCUUUAGAGAGGCGCGGAAAGUGAAUAUCGGCGAGGGAUCAGCUGAUCACGCUAAGUUCAUGCGCAUGCCGCAGGCACAGAUGCUGGAGCUGAAAGAUAGCGACUUUGCUGACGCAAUGUCACCAGCACCGCCAACACCGAGCACCCAACCACGUCCAAUCUCCAGCGAGCACACGCUCACUGUGUCCCCAAACUGGGACUCGGUCAAAAUCCGUCGCGACAAGAAGGAGCGGUGCGCUAGCCGUUUCUACUGCGAAGCCUGUAGCGAUGGAGAAUCACGAAUCUACCUGUGCGAUCGUGUGCGGCCAAAACACUACCCUGGGAACAACUUGACCUGUUUUCAGAUUUGGCACUCCAAAUGGAAAAAUGGGAGCGAGCGGCCGCGUCCACUCGUCGGCCGCGACAUCCAGAUGCGUGGGCUCGGCAAGAAGCGCCGUCGCCCGAGCUCCGGUGACGAAGACGAGGAAGCUGAUGAGGAAGACGGGUCGGAGUAG
This is a messenger RNA of Phytophthora nicotianae INRA-310, 711 nucleotides long. RefSeq lists its product as hypothetical. The record is from RefSeq and is a predicted model, not a curated record. Lineage: Eukaryota; Oomycota; Peronosporomycetes; Peronosporales; Peronosporaceae. The transcript has 5 exons. The coding region runs from base 1 to 711 and encodes 236 amino acids.